AUGUAUAAAGGCUACCCAACAGAAAUUAAAAGCAGCACAGGGUAGAAGAUAACAAGACCUUAUAGUUAAUAAAAGUAUUUUAUAAAAUAACUUAGGGAGUAUAUAGAUACGAAGUCUUAAAUAAAAUAGUAAUCAUAUUCUUGUGAAAAGUAAAACUAAUCUACAAUUCUAAAAAGCAAAGUGUCAAGUAAAUAAUAAAUAAAGAACAAAAUGAAACCAAGUCAAAAACGAUAUUAAUUUUAAUAACCAUAGAGUUUAUAAACAACUCAUCGUUAUAAUCAAUCACCAUAUGUCAAGCCUCAUUAAUAAUAGCAAUUAUUUGAAUUAUAGAAAACAAUAAUGGCAGAUUCUAAUCAAGUGAGUAAUAUAGUAAAUCAAAUGUAGUUUCACUCAUAAUCUAAAAAAAAAUAGUAACAGCCAUAAAGGCAUCAUAAAUCAUAUUAAACAAAUAAUAAAGAAAAACAAUCCUAAAGCUUAAAUGGUAGUUUUGAGCUUAAGAAAAGAAUCUUUACGACCAAUUAAGACAUUAAUGCCAAAUAAAAUAUGAUUGCAAAAUCUAAUAGAGCUUAAUCAGUAAUUGAUGAAUAUAAAACUACUGCUAUAGAACUAUAAUAGACAAUGAAAAUCCCAGAACCAAUCUUACCUUUGAGAGUUAUACCUUAUGAUUCAGAGUAAAAGUUAGAUUAUAUAAUAUAUAGAACUGAAUAUGAAGGAUAUAGAAAAGGAGAUUUCUUAACAUUUUAAUCGGAAGAAGAAAAUGAGAAUGAAGACUUAAGAAAAGAAGGAAUUGAAUAUUUCUUAAAAAACUUAACUGAUAAAGAAAUCUUACUCUUGGAAAAAUAUAUAUAUUUAAGAAAAUAUGAAAUGAUGUCUAAGAAUCCAGGAAUAACAAAAAGGAAUGAAUAAUUCGGUAACUAUAAUACUUCAAGAACUUCAUAAUAAUAAUAUAAUUAAAAAUUUUGUAAAUUUAGCAGAUAAACUAAAAAAUGA
Paramecium sonneborni is the source of this 990-nucleotide messenger RNA. NCBI's taxonomy places the organism in Eukaryota, Ciliophora, Oligohymenophorea, Peniculida, Parameciidae. The record is from the annotation of a GenBank genome assembly.